ACAGCGGGGGAGGGUGGGGCUGGGGACUCAAGGAUGUGGGCUGGCGCUUCCCGGCACUGUGCACAGCAGGUUGGGGCCCCUAGCUCCCUCCCAGCCGGCUGGUGUCCCCAUGGGCAAACUCAGACACACUGACCCAGCAGCAGACAGGCAGACAGAAGGACCCCUUUGACUUUGUCCACAGACCAAGACUAGGUGGUACCCUUGGGAGAGGGCCAAGAGAAUGGCCACGGGGGUGUGGUGAAGAGGGGAGCCAGCUGCUUCCCUCAGAUCCUGGAGGCUUCGAAAGAGAGCAGUGACCAGCCUCAGGAGGCCUGGCGGGAGGACACGCCCAGAGGUCUUCACGGGUGGGUGGAACAGAAGCCACCACCGGAGAGGAGGUUUUUCUCUUCUGCCAAGGUCACACCCUCAGGCCCCAGCUGGGAGGUCUCCAGAGUGGGGAAGGCUCAGCUAGCCUGACCCUCAGUAAGGGAGGGAGGGGGCUUCUGGUAGGCACCUCCAAGUGGGCGCCACGAGCCACGGCACAACCAUACUGUUGGAAACUGGACUUGGAGGUUCCAAAGUCUGAGCCCCUUUUCUCAUUUGUGAGGGUGUUACCCACUGUCCUCCCUGCGAGAGCAACAGUGCUCCAAGUUCUUGGACUAGAGAGAGCCUGACCUGGGAGGGGCCAGGUCCACAGCCAGGCCUGGGAGAGAGCAAAGCCCUGAGUGAGCCAGUAGGUGGGACAAUGAGGAGCAGCUGAGGCCUGGAACCUGCAGAAGAGGGAAGGAACAGUGAACGCAGGGAUGUUCCACCUGGGUGGGCAACAAAAGGGUCCCUUCCCUUGCCAUUCUGUGGCCUCAGACAAGGUCACUUUCCCUCUUCAGGUCUCAGUUUCCUCAUCUGUAAAAUGGGAGAGGCAUGAGAUGGCACUAGAAAGUGUACCCACUGGGGUAGCUGGUUAAGAAUCCAGAUUCCCAGAUGUCCCUUCACAUCUAUGAGUCACUCUCCUGGACUAGGGCCUGGGUAUCUGGAAUGUUACACAGCUCCCCCAGGCCCAGUCUUUGGAAGCCAAUGGGUUAGAUAAUUUUAAGGUUCCUCCCAGCCUUAAAUUAGACCAUGGCGCUAGAAGGAGCAUUUUCAGAAGUGGCUGAAGGAUUAUUGCAGGAGCUGGGAGUGGAAGGAGGUUUUGGACUUAAGGCAGAAUUAGGAAUCCUGCCACUUAGCAGCUAUGUGAUUUCAGGCAAGUUACACAUCCACUCUGAGCCAGUUUCCCCUAUAACAUGAGGAUAAUAAAUCAUGCCCCUCAGGCUGUUGUGAGGAUUCAGCGGGUCAUAGAUAUGUAGGUGCUUUGUAGACUGCAAAUAGCCAUUCCCCAAAGGGGAGCAGAGAAGUGUCUCUUUCUGCUCUCUCCUGUCCCCGAGUCAGCUCUGCAGUCUUCCUGUGGAGAGUCUGGCUGCUGGGGAGAGUCUACAUGGGUCUGUGGCAUGUAGGCCUCAGGCAUCAGUACUAGGUCAGAGCCAAACAUUAGGCAGUGAUCAAGGUCAGUCUUCAAGACCUUCACAAUGUUGGGGCCCGUUCAGCUACCUGCUCCUUGAGAUCCCAGCUCCUGGGAUCAGCCACGGCCCUGAGUCCUCAGACUCCUUUGGGAGUCAGACAUACCUGGAUCUAAAUCCCAGCUCUGCCCUGACCAGCUCAGGGAGUCAGUUGGUAAAUAUUUAUAUAGCAUUCAUAGCCCAGGCCCUGGGGUCAGACGAUACAGCAGUAAACAAGACAGACAUGAUCCCCGCCUCUGAAAAGCCCACACUCUUGAGGUGGGGGGACACACUAAGCAGCCAGUCACGCAAGUAAUUGAUUAUAAUGGUGAUAAGUACUAUGAAGGUGAAAUAGAUAGGGCUCUGAGAGGAUGUAGCAGGGGCCAAGGUAAGGCGAGAGGUAGGAUGGGGCAGCAGAGUUUUUCUGAUGAAGGUGAAAGAAGGGUUAGAAAAUGUCCCUUUUCACAUUCUUGGGUCCUUCCCUCAGCAUCCUUCUUGAGUCUGGAGAAGAAGAAAAAAGAGCCUCAAGGGAAAAGGAGGGGUUGAUUGCUCUGUGUACUUCAUUUGUUUGUUCAUUCAUUCAACAAACUUUUUAAAUUUAAUUUUUUGGAGAAAGGAUCUCACUCUGCUGCCCAGGCUGGAGAGCAGUGGCUCGAUCAUAGCUCAGAGCAGCCAGCUUCAACUUCCCGGACUCAAGCGAUCCCGCCACCUCAGCCUCUUGAGUAGCUGGGACUAUAGGCGUGCACCAUCAUGCCCAGCUAAUUUUUAAAUGUUUGUAGGGACGGGGUCAUGCUAUGUUGCCCAGGCUGGUCUCGAACUCCUGGACUCAAGCGAUCCUCCUGCCACAGCCUCCCAUAGUGCUGGGAUUACAGGUGUGAGCUCCUGUGCCUGGCCACACAGCCAUUUUUUAAACACUGCUAUAGGCCAUGUGCUGUUCUGAGUGUUGGGGGAUACAUAAAGCAGUGAACAGGACAGAUAUCCCUGCUUUUAUCGUGUUUACCACUUUCCAGGGGAUAGUUUCUGUAAGACUGGGGAGGAUAAUCAUAUUGAUCUCAGGUUUGUAUGGGGAAUUUGAUGAGAUAAUCUAUAUAAAGUGCUUGGCCCAGUGUUUGGCAACAGAAAAUGUCACCAAACUAUGGGCUUUUAUUGUUGUUGAUUCCCAGUGUGACUGCUCUGACCUCAGCCAUCUUCACUUUUCUUGGCAGCUUUCAUCCCACUAGUAAUUAAGUCGUUUGUAAUGAUCUGAUUGGUAUCUGUCUGUCCAGUCCUUGUGCAAAGUAGGUACUUCAUAACUAAUGAGUGUAUGAAUGAAUGAUGUUACUCUAUCUCUGAGCCUCCAUUUCUUCAUCUGCAAAAUGGGGUUAUUAAUAGCCCCUACCUCACAGGAUUGGUAUGAAGAAUUAAAUGAAACGAUGCCUGGACAGCUUCCAGCCCAGUACCUGGCGCGCAGUAGGUGCUCACUAAACCUGAGCUGCGAUGGUCCUUUCCAGGCGCUGUCCACGCCCCGAGGCCUGGGCUCAGGCCGAAGUUGCUCCACAGCACCCCUAGCUGACAGCCAGCGACUGGCAGAGCCCCCAGGCACGGGGGCCCUCUCUCUUCCAGAGAUCUCCAGUGUGACAGCCCAGGCGGCAGAGCCGAGGGUCUUGGUCCCGGCUUCUCGCACCCUCAUGUCAGCCCCGGCCCCGCCCGGAGGCCUGCGGAGGACAAGGUCAGGAUGCGUGUGAAGCCCCAGGGCCUGGUGGUGACUUCCAGUGCCGUGUGCAGCUCUCCUGACUACCUCCGGGAGCCCAAGUACUACCCCGGCGGCCCCCCCACCCCCCGGCCCCUACUUCCCACCCGGCCCCCUGCCAGCCCACCCGACAAGGCCUUCUCCACCCACGCCUUCUCUGAGAACCCACGCCCACCCCCACGCCGGGACCCCAGCACCCGACGCCCACCAGUCCUUGCCAAGGGGGACGACCCGCUGCCCCCACGGGCAGCCCGUCCUGUCUCACAGGCCCGCUGCCCCACACCGGCUGGAGACGGCAGCAGCUCCCGACGCUGCUGGGACAACGGGCGGGUGAACCUGCGACCAGUGGUGCAGCUGAUUGACAUCAUGAAGGACCUGACACGCCUCUCCCAGGACCUGCAGCACAGUGGUGUACACCUGGACUGUGGUGGGCUCCGACUCAGUCGCCCACCAGCACCGCCACCCGGUGACCUACAGUAUAGCUUCUUCUCCUCACCCAGCCUGGCCAACAGCAUCCGUAGCCCUGAGGAGCGGGCCACCCCACAUGCCAAGUCGGAGAGGCCCAGCCACCCCCUCUACGAGCCUGAGCCUGAGCCUAGGGACAGUCCCCAGCCUGGCCAAGGCCAUAGUCCCGGAGCCACGGCUUCGGCCACAGGUCUGCCCCCAGAGCCUGAGCCAGACGGCACUGAUUACUCAGAACUCGCUGACGCCGACAUCCUUAGUGAGCUGGCCUCCCUCACUUGCCCAGAGGCCCAGCUGCUCGAGGCCCAGGCCCUUGAGCCACCAUCGCCUGAGCCGGAGCCUCAGCUCCUGGACCCCCAGCCCCGCUUCCUGGACCCACAGGCACUAGAGCCGCUCGGGGAAGCUUUGGAGCUGCCACCCCUGCAACCUCUUGCUGAUCCUCUGGGGCUGCCGGGCCUGGCUCUCCAGGCCCUGGACACCCUGCCUGACUCCCUGGAGUCACAGCUGCUUGACCCCCAGGCACUCGACCCCCUGCCCAAGCUGCUUGACGUCCCAGGUCGCCGUCUGGAGCCCCAGCAGCCCCUGGGGCACUGCCCACUGGCCGAGCCCUUGCGCCUGGACUUGUGCUCACCGCACGGCCCCCCUGGGCCUGAGGGUCACCCCAAGUACGCCUUGCGGCGCACUGAUAGGCCAAAGAUCCUGUGUCGCCGGCGGAAAGCCGGACGGGGGCGCAAGGCAGACGCCGGACCCGAGGGCCGCCUACUGCCUCUGCCUAUGCCUACAGGGCUGGCAGCCGCCCUGGCCGAACCCCCGCCGCCACCGCCUCCUUCACCCCCUGCCCUGCCAGGCCCAGGCCCAGUCUCAGUCCAAGAGCUGAAGCCGGAAUCUUCCCAGACCCCAGUGGUCUCUACCCGCAAAGGCAAGUGCCGGGGCGUGCGGCGCAUGGUGGUGAAGAUGGCCAAGAUCCCUGUAUCUCUGGGGCGGCGGAACAAGACCACGUACAAAGUGUCUUCCUUGAGCAGCAGCCUGAGCGUGGAGGGCAAGGAGCUGGGCCUGCGCGUGUCAGCUGAGCCCACCCCACUGCUGAAGAUGAAGAACAACGGGCGGAAUGUGGUAGUGGUCUUCCCACCGGGGGAGAUGCCCAUCAUUCUCAAGCGCAAGCGCGGCCGCCCUCCUAAGAACUUGCUGCUGGGUCCCGGCAAGCCCAAGGAGCCAGCCGUGGUGGCGGCCGAGGCAGCCACUGUGGCAACAGCCACCAUGGCCAUGCCAGAGGUGAAGAAGCGGCGGCGGCGGAAGCAGAAGCUGGCCUCUCCCCAGCCAUCCUACGCCGCCGAUGCCAACGACAGCAAGGCCGAGUACUCAGAUGUCCUAGCCAAGCUGGCCUUCCUGAACCGCCAGAGCCAGUGUGCUGGCCGGUGCUCGCCGCCCCGUUGCUGGACACCCAGUGAGCCAGAGUCGGUGCACCAGGCCCCCGACACCCAGAGCAUCUCCCACUUCCUGCAUCGCGUGCAGGGCUUCCGGCGGCGUGGGGGCAAAGCAGGCGGGUUUGGUGGCCGGGGUGGGGGCCAUGCGGCCAAGUCAGCCCGAUGCUCCUUCAGUGACUUCUUCGAGGGCAUCGGCAAGAAGAAGAAGGUGGUGGCCGUGACUGCUGCUGGGGUAGGGGGCCCUGGCCUCACUGAGUUGGGGCACCCACGCAAACGGGGCCGGGGGGAGGUGGACGCUGUGACUGGGAAGCCAAAGCGCAAGCGGCGGUCCCGGAAGAAUGGGACUCUGUUCCCAGAGCAGGUGCCCAGCGGCCCGGGCUUCGGGGAGACGGGUGCUGAGUGGGCUGGGGAUAAGGGUGGUGGCUGGGCCCCUCACCAUGGGCACCCAGGCGGGCAAGCUGGCCGAAACUGUGGGUUUCAGGGGACCGAGGCCCGGGCCUUUGCCUCCACCGGGCUGGAGAGUGGAGCCUCAGGCCGUGGCAGCUACUACAGCGCGGGCGCACCCUCGGGCCAGACCGAGCUCAGCCAGGAGCGCCAAAACCUCUUCACCGGCUACUUCCGCUCGCUGCUCGAUUCAGAUGACUCCUCUGAUCUCUUGGACUUUGCCCUCUCAUCCUCUCGCCCAGAGUCCCGGAAGGCCUCAGGCACCUAUGCAGGGCCACCCACCAGUGCCCUGCCUGCCCAGCGGGGCCUGGGCACCUUCCCCAGCCGUGGAGCCAAGGCUAGCCCAGUGGCAGUGGGUAGCGGCGGGGCUGGGGCAGACCCCUCCUUCCAGCCUGUCCUGCCCACACGCCAGACCUUCCCACCAGGACGGGCAGCAAGCUAUGGGCUAACUCCAGCCACUUCAGACUGCCGGGCAGCCGAGACCUUCCCAAAGCUGGCUCCCCCGCCCUCAGCUGUGGCCCGCUCACCUACCACCCACCCACCUGCCAACACCUACCUGCCCCAGUACAGCAGCUAUGGGGCUGGACAAAGCGUAUUCGCCCCAGCUAAGCCCUUUACGGGCCAGGACUGCGCUAACAGCAAGGACUGCAGCUUCGCUUAUGGCAGCGGCAACAGCCUUCCUGCCUCACCCAGCAGCGCCCACAGCGCCGGCUAUGCCCCACCGCCUACUGGGGGCCCCUGCCUGCCACCAAGCAAGGCCUCUUUCUUCAACAGCUCCGAGGGGACCCCUUUCUCUGGUUCAGCCCCCACACCCCUGCGCUGUGAUAGCCGGGCCAGCACAGUCUCGCCUGGCGGCUACAUGGUGCCCAAAGGCACCACUGCCUCUGCCACCUCCGCAGCCUCUGCCGCCUCCUCCUCCUCCUCCUCCUUCCAGCCCUCGCCCGAGAACUGUCGGCAGUUUGCGGGGGCUUCUCAGUGGCCUUUCCGGCAGGGCUAUGGAGGCCUGGACUGGGCCUCAGAGGCCUUUAGUCAGCUCUACAAUCCCAGUUUUGACUGCCACGUCAGUGAGCCCAAUGUGAUCCUGGACAUCUCCAACUACACACCGCAGAAGGUGAAGCAGCAGACCGCCGUGUCAGAGACCUUCUCCGAGUCCUCCUCCGACAGCACCCAGUUCAAUCAGCCGGUCGGUGGUGGCGGGUUUCGGCGUGCCAACAGCGAGGCCUCAAGUAGUGAGGGCCAGUCAAGCCUGUCCAGCCUGGAGAAACUGAUGAUGGACUGGAACGAGGCAUCAUCUGCCCCCGGCUACAACUGGAACCAGAGUGUCCUCUUUCAGAGUAGCUCCAAGCCCGGCCGUGGACGGCGGAAGAAGGUGGACCUGUUCGAGGCCUCACAUCUGGGCUUCCCAACGUCCGCCUCUGCUGCUGCCUCAGGCUACCCAUCCAAACGGAGCACCGGGCCCCGGCAGCCGCGGGGUGGACGGGGCGGUGGGGCCUGCUCAGCCAAGAAGGAGCGGGGUGGCGCAGCGGCCAAAGCCAAGUUCAUCCCCAAGCCACAGCCGGUCAACCCACUGUUCCAGGACAGUCCCGACCUCGGCCUGGACUACUAUAGUGGGGACAGCAGCAUGUCACCACUGCCCUCACAGUCGAGGGCCUUCAGCGUGGGAGAGCGAGACCCCUGUGACUUCAUAGGACCCUACUCCAUGAACCCGUCCACGCCUUCCGACGGCACCUUUGGCCAAGGCUUCCACUGCGACUCGCCCAGCCUGGGUGCUCCCGAGCUUGAUGGCAAGCAUUUCCCACCGCUGGCCCACCCACCCACGGUGUUCGACGCCGGCCUGCAGAAGGCGUACUCACCCACCUGCUCGCCCACGCUGGGCUUCAAGGAAGAGCUGCGGCCACCGCCCACAAAGCUGGCUGCCUGCGAGCCCCUCAAGCAUGGGCUCCAGGGGGCCAGCCUGGGCCACGCAGCUGCAGCCCAGGCCCACCUGAGCUGCCGGGACCUGCCACUGGGCCAGCCCCACUACGAUUCCCCCAGCUGCAAGGGCACAGCAUACUGGUACCCACCAGGCUCAGCUGCCCGCAGCCCGCCCUAUGAAGGCAAGGUGGGUACGGGGCUGCUGGCUGACUUCCUGGGCAGGACGGAGGCCGCAUGCCUCAGUGCCCCUCACCUGGCUAGCCCACCAGCCACGCCCAAGGCCGACAAGGAGCCACUGGAGAUGGCCCGGCCCCCCGGCCCACCCCGUGGCCCUGCUGCAGCCGCUGCUGGCUAUGGCUGCCCACUCCUUAGUGACUUGACCCUGUCCCCCGUGCCGAGGGACUCGCUGCUGCCCCUGCAGGACACUGCCUACAGGUACCCAGGCUUUAUGCCGCAGGCGCAUCCCGGCCUAGGUGGGGGCCCCAAGAGCGGCUUCCUGGGGCCCAUGGCGGAACCUCACCCUGAGGACACAUUCACCGUCACGUCCCUGUAGUGCCAACUGAAGUGCCGACUGGACCGCGAGGUUUUGUUCCUGGCUUUCAGAAAACCAACGCCAAGAUCCCUCCCAGCGUCCACAUCGUCCUCUGGCAGGAUCGCCUGCCCCUCUGCCUCCCACCCUGCCCCCCUGCACCCCCUGCAGACCCAUCUCCCUCCACCCCCUCCCACCCAUCUCCUCCACGCAGAAGCCGAAGGUGAGCCCUUUCUGCACAAAACCAGCAAUUGUAAAUACUUUUUAAAAAUGUACAAAACUUAAAAACAAAACACAGUUUUAGAAAAAGACAAAAAAAAAAAAGAGAGAGCGAGAGAGCGAGCGUGUGCAAGAGGUUGCGAGCGGGGCCCCAAGGUGUCCAGAGCCCCUGCAAGUAUGCACUGAGAAAUUUAUCUACAGGUCGUUUGACAAAAAUGAACAAUAUCCUAUUUAUUGUAUAUACUGUUUUAUUAUAAAUCGUGGAUUGUAUAUUGCAUUCUGUAAACCUGCUGUGGUCCCGUGGUGUGCAAAUUCGCAUGGUGGGGGGGAGGGAGAAGAACCUCUUGCGGGAGCUUUUUUUUUUUUCUUUCUUAUUUUUCACUCUUUUGGGUUUUCUCUUCUGUUGUUGUUGUUGUUGUUUUCUGUUGGCAGGACACACCCAAAGAUCCAAGUUUGUAUUAAAAAGAAAUGAAAAAAAGCAAAAAAAAAAAAAAAAAAAAAAAAAA
Molecule: messenger RNA, 8738 nt
Organism: Sapajus apella (tufted capuchin)
Lineage: Eukaryota; Metazoa; Chordata; Mammalia; Primates; Cebidae
Gene: AHDC1
Product: AT-hook DNA binding motif containing 1
Exons: 4
Coding region: 3226-8037 (1603 amino acids)
Source: RefSeq, a predicted model, not a curated record